UCAUUGUAGUUGUCCAUCUUUAACCUCCUCUCUGAUCAGAUGUUUCUUUCAUAUAAACACUUGUGUUUCCCGGGAGGAAGCUUUCCACAAUCAAAGAGAAGCUCUCGAAGCUCCCUGUUAGACUGUGAGAUUGAGGCACAAUGCAUGUAUUUGUAUAUUACAGAAUAUGACAAUAGGAAAUAGCACAAUUCAGGGCAUUUAACAGAACAGACCAUUUUAAGUAACAAAAAUCAUAAAGUGCCUUGGAAAAGUCAUCAUAACCCUUGAACUUUUUCACAUUUUUUUCAAAUUUAGUCCACAAACUUCAACAUAUCAUAUUGAGAGUGCGUGAUAGACCAACAAGAUGUAGCGGAUCGUAAUAAAAUUAUAGGGUACAUGGCUUUAUUAAGCCUUUUACUAAACAACACCUGUGUGGUGUGCAUUUUUACUCUAAUUCCCUUAAAUAAAACCCAGUGCCAAAACAGUGAUUGGUUUAAAUAAAACCAAGUUCCUUUAAGAAGUCACCUUACUAGUAAACAUAGUCCAAAAGUGUCUGAAUAAAUCCAGAUUUUCGGUGAAGGCUUCAGUGAUUUGUAAACAAACAGCAUUAUAAAGACCAACGAACACAGCAGACAGGUCAGAGAGAAAAUUGUGGAGCAGUUUAAAGGAAAAAAAACAAUAUUGUAAGCUUUAAACCUCUCACAGAGCUCUACUCAUUCCAUCAUCUGAAAAUGGAAAUAACAUGGCAUUACUUCAAACCUACUAGUACAUUAUUGUACACCUAAACUGACACUGUUAAUCAGAGAAGCAGUAGCAGGAGGCACAUGCUAAUUCUGGAGGAGCUGCAGAGAUCCACUGCUCAGGAGGGAGAAUCUGUUGACAGUAUAACUAUUAGUUGUGCACUCUGCAAAUCUGCCAUUUUUGGAAGAGGGAUGAUAACAAAGCCAUCAGAAGUCCUGUUUAAGUUUGACAUGUGAAAGAAGACACUCUGGUCAGAUAGACCAAAAUUGAACCUUUAUACGCAUGGAUAAAUAACACAUCACUGAACACAUCGCUCUCAAAUAGUGGCGCCAGCAUCAUGCUGUGGGGAUGACUUUCUUCAGCAGGAACAAGGAAGCUGGUCCGAGUUGAAGACACCAUAAUAUGCAAUAUUUCUAAGAAUAAAGUACAAAUUACAACAGUAUUAUUACACACAAAACUGCAGCGGUACAGAAAUUAAAAAAAUAAUAAAGCACCGUAAGCUUUAUUUAUAAGGUUUUUGUUUAACUAUCGAAAAUUAAGGAUUUUGCAAACAAUAGACUGAAAAAUAGUGACCUAAACCUCUGAUGUGGUUUACAGUGGGGGAAGCAGUCUAAGAAUUUACAUUUCAAUCCCCACAAGGCAAUUUACCAGCGUUUCAGGCUUUUUUUUCAAUGUUCUUUGUUUUAGGUAUAAUGAAGAAAAAAGUUAUAAAAGCACCCCAAAUAUUUAAGUGUAUCUACCGUUCAAAGAAGGUUUCGAACAAUGGAUUUUUUUUCUCCUUUGGAUGACAUUUAUUUGAUGGGAAUAUUUUCCAAGUGGAAUGUUAGUAUGUGAGGGACAAAUGAUAACUCCAGGUCCAUGGUGAGUAUGUGAAAAUCAUCAACCUCUCGCUGACUUCCGGAGGCAUUUGAUUCGUUGCGUAUGACAUCAACUGUGGAAUGAGUGUGCAAAAAAAAAAAAAAAAAAAGCCCUGGCGUCCUCUUCUCUCCCCGGUUACUGAGCAUGACACAAUGUCGGCCGGUAUAAAGAGCUAGAGCCACUCCUAUCAGCGCUCCACUCGCUUGUCUGGAGAACAGUCCGGCACUUUUGCGGGGAGUAGGCUAAGAUUAAAAAAAAGGGGAGGGGGCAGACUGCUGUUAGGAUCCAUAUGAUAAGCGCAGACACACACUAUAGACAAACAGAAAGGAGAGGAUGGCCACGCUGGUAGAACCUGCAGAAAUGGAGGCUUUGGGCGCCCAGAGCAACACCGCGGGGGCUUCUCCGACGUCCCCCAGCCCCUCGCAGCACUUCAACGACAGCAAAUUCUACCUGCUGGUGGUUAUCGGGGAGAUCAUAUCAGAGGAUCACCUCAAGUGUGCCAUUGCGGACAUAGAGAAAGGGAUCCGUUCAUGGGACACCAACCUCAUUGACUGCAACCUGGACCAGGAGCUCAAGUUGUUUGUCUCUAGACACUCAGCUCGUUUCUCUGCAGAUGUCAAAGGGCAACGAAUUCUUCACCAUAAAAGUAACAUCCUGGAGACAGUGGUGCUCAUUAACCCCUCGGAUGAAGCCGUCAGCACUGAGGCUCGCUUAAUGAUCUCUGACACAGCCAGACACAAGCUAUUGGUCCUCUCAGGGCAGUGCUCAGAAAAAACAGGGGAGCUGAUUCUUCAGUCUGGAUCUUUUUCCUUCUGUAAUUUCAUAGACAUAUUCACUGAUCAAGAGAUUGGGGAAUUACUCAGCACUAUUCCCCCAGCAAGCAAAGCCAACCUUACACUCUCAUGCCCUGAACAAGGAGAUUGGAAAAACUCCAACUUGGACAAACACAACCUACAGGACUUCAUUAACAUGAAACUAAACUCUGUUCUUAUCCUCCCUGAAAUGGAGGGUCUCUCAGAGUUCACUGAGUAUUUAUCAGAAUCAGUAGAGAUCCCAUCUCCUUUUGACAUUUUGGAGCCCCCCACCUCAGGUGGAUUCCUCAAACUUUCUAAGCCUUGCUGUUAUAUUUUCCCCGGUGGUCGAGGAGACUCUGCUCUCUUUGCUGUAAAUGGCUUUAACAUGCUCAUUAAUGGUGGCUCUGACAGGAAGUCAUGCUUCUGGAAGCUGGUGAGACAUCUGGAUCGGGUGGAUUCCAUCCUCUUGACUCACAUUGGUGAAGACAAUUUGCCAGGCAUCAACAGCAUGCUGCAGAGGAAGAUUGCAGAGCUUGAGGAGGAGCAAUCACAGGGUUCGACAGCAAACAGUGACUGGGUGAAGAACAUGAUUUCUCCAGAUAUUGGCGUUGUGUUUGUGAAUUUCCCUGAGAACCUGGAAAACCCUGAACCUAAUUACAAAGUGCGUAGGAAUAUUGAGGAGGCAGCAUUCACCCAGGUGUUCCUCAAUAAACUAAAUUUAAGGAUCGAGCCUUUGCAAAAGCCUGUAGGAAACACUAUAGAACCUAUUACACUUUUUCAGAAAAUGGGUGUUGGGAGGCUUGAAAUGUAUGUGCUUAAUCCAUCAAAAAACAGCAAGGAGAUGCAGCACUUCAUGAAGCAGUGGACCGGUGGUGAAAAUGACACAACAUCCAUUCAGCUUCCAAAUGGAAAGGAGUCAGAAUUUCCUCUUUCCUACUUGACUUCCAUCUCUUCACUUAUUGUGUGGCAUCCAGCAAAUCCCUCAGAUAAGGUUUUGCGGGUCUUAUUUCCUGGAAAUGCCACCCAAGACCACAUAUUUGAAGGCUUAGAGAAACUAAAACAUUUAGAGUUCUUGAAACAGCCAGUUGUCACUCAAAAAACUAUGCCUUGUAGUACUCCAUCAACACCAACACUGAAGCAAGCAAAGAUGAAACACAGAACAGACAGUAAAGAGAGUCUAAAAUCUACCCCAAAGCCAUCACCAAGCAAAGCAGUCAGAAAAAUUUCAAAGGAGGAAACACCAGAAAAGGCAAAGACAGACACAGAAUCCACUCCUGAGAAAAUACAAAAGUCAGAGAAAAAAGAGAAGGUCCCUCUAAAAAAGACAAAGGCACAGGCACAAGAGAAAGGACCAAAAGCAAAUGCAGAUCAAACCGACCAAAGAGAAACUCCAGAAAAAAAGUCUGAAGCAAAAUCCAAAAGUGAAAAGAUUAAAAAGGAGGCUAAAACAUUAACAGAAAAGAAAAUGGAGGUUAAAAAAGAAAUAUCAAAGAAAGAUGAAACUAAAAAGGAAGAAAAAACAAAGAAGGAUGAGGCAAAGAAAGUUUUAAAAAAGGAUAUUAAAAGAGAUUCUCCAAUGAAGGAGAAGAAGGAGGAAAAGAAAGAGAUAAAGAAAGAUGUAAAAAGGCUCCCCAAAGAUGUUAAAAAGACUUCCACUGCAGCUGAGGAAAGGAAUCUCAAACCAAAACCACUGAAAAAGGAUGACUCCUCAAAGAAAGACAUGGGGGCUCCAUCCAAGUUAAAGGAUAAAGGAAAGUCUAAGUUUACAAAAAAAGAAACAAAGGUGGAAAACAAAAUAGCAGUCAGUUCUGCCACUGUUGCAGAAGACCCAGAAGCAGAAAGAUAUCUGAUGUCCUCACCAGAAGACCUCACUAAAGACUUUGAGGAGCUUAGAGCUGAAGAGUUGGUUGAGGAUGAAGCAACUGUACAACAAGAUGAGGAAAAGGAGGCUUCAGUGGACCAACAUGAACAAAUGAAACAAACCAAAGAGUCACCAGAAGGAUUAGAGUCUGUAGAUGAGGGCAUAACAUCAACAGAAGCAGAAGGAGAUAGUGGUGGGACUCCAGAAGAACAGGUCCUGAAAGGUAAACUCAAUGGCAGCACAGGUGAGAAGUUUGAAGAUGAGGGCACUGUAACUGAGGAGACAUCUGAGGGAGGGGACUAUGAAGAGAAGGGAGAGACAGAGGAGGUUUAUGAACCACAGGAAGCAGAACCAGAUAAAAAUAACCGUACUGUCUUUGCAGAUGAACACCAAGCCAAAGAUGAUAAACUGGAACAAAGAGACGAAGCUGAGGACAAUGAUGAUGUCACAAAUAAAAAUGUAGAAGAGAAGUGUCUAAGUUCUGACACAACAGAGAAACAAAAACUAUGUGGAUCAAUUUCACCCAAAGUGUCCUCCCCAGUUUCUCCUGCUGCAUCUAGCCAUGAUGAAAUACCUCACAUUGGCUUUGAGAGCUUCACAACGUCAGACGAGGAGAACCGAAAUGAGCCACCAGAGGAGUAUGGAGUCACAUCUGCUUAUACACAGUCCACUAUUGAAAUCUCCAGUUUGCCCACUCCCGUGGAUGAGAUGCUGACUCCUAGGGACAUUCUGAGCGAUGAGACCACCAAUGACGAGACAGGAUUUCCACAGGAUACUGACAGGUUUGGGAAACCAGCAUCAGGAGAGUUUGAUAAAAAGAACCUCUCUCCACUUCAAGAUAUGCCAGGGACAGAUCUUUCUCAGAGUUACGUCACAGAAGGCCAAGACUACAGCCAUUCUGUUUCGACAAUAUCUCCCCCUUCACCUCUAAAAGAAGAUCAUUUUUGUGAGGAAUUUCCCUCAGGUGGAAAAGGUGAAGAAUUAGCAACUGCUCAAGAGUCAAACGAGAGGCAUGACUCAGCCAAACCUAGUUCACUCUCCCCAACAUUUCCUCUCGUUUGUUCUCCCUCAGUGGAAUUUAAGAAUAUCGUUGAUUCCUCGUCAACAAUGGCUGCUCCAAUAGAACUGUCAUCCACCCUGGCAAGUUGCACCCAAGCCACGGGUGAUUCUUACAAGAGCCCUGAUGACAAACCUUUGGAAGGACUUAGUUCACCUCAGUCCUCUGGUCACACACCUUACUACCAGUCACCAAUUGAUGAGAAAGUAGAAGCUCUAUCAUGUCUUUCAGAUGACCGGUCACAGGGUCCAGUGAUUGUGGAGGUCACAAGUGAUAAAGAAGACUCCUACAGUAGAGUUACUCCUGAGCCUAAAGAUCCAGUAGUAGAACAAUCUUCACCAGUAGAAAAAGCAGAUUCCACUCAAGAAAGCCCAUCGAUACCUGAGCCUGAGUCCCCACACGAGUCAUCACCCAUUGAUGCAGAUGCUAAGAAACCUGAAGAAAACCAUUCAGUGUUGUUCUCAGCACCACUGACCAAACAUGAACAUGAUCCCAGUCCUUUCACAACUUUUAAAGAAGACAGUAAAAUGUCUAUUUCAGAGGGCACCACGUCAGACAAGUCUGAAACUCCCCUGGAGGAAGUGGUUGCAGAAGAUACAUUUUCACACUUAGCCUCAGCAUCCACAGCUUCUCUGGCCACCAGUUCAUUGCCAGAACCAACUACUGGUUCUCCUUCUCUGCAUGCUGAGGUGGGCUCACCUCACUCAACAGAGGUUGAUGACUCUUUGUCUGUCUCAGUGGUUCAGACCCCAACCACCUUUCAUGAGGCUGAAGGAUCGCCAACGAAAGAAGAUAGCCCAAGGCCAAUGUCUAUCUCCCCAGAAAUCUCACCUAAGACUAAAAGCAAAACAGAGAUACAGGAUACAAAAUCUCCAGAACAUUCUACCAUGUCUAUAGAGUUUGGCCAGGAGUCACCCGAUCACUCCUUUGCCCUGGAUUUUAGCAAGCAAUCACCAGAGCACCAGUCACUGGGUAGCAGUUCUCAUGCUACAGAAAAUGGCCCAACUGAGGUGGACUACAGCCCCUCAGAUGGAACAGAGGUAAAAGCAUCUAGAGAGCCAAAAUGUGCAGAAAACUCCUUGCUAUUUGAAGAAGGAGAUUCAGUCCUCGGCACUUCUGCAACCCCUUCAGAUGCAUCUCAGUCUUCUGUUACAACUCCUUGUCAAAUGAUAGACAACCCACAUGUUGGAGUCGAACAAACAGAUAAGUCUCCAGCCAGCCCAAGGGCCUCAUCUCUCACCCUGUCUCCCCAUUCCAAUGAACCCUCUCCAGUGUUAGGUGGUCCCCCAGCUAAUGACAGCAUCAGUCCAAUCGUGGAAACCACAGCCAAAUCGGAUUCAGAGCAGAAACUUGACAGGUCGUCACCAUCACCUCUCAAAGCCCCUUCCCCAUCCACAUCUUUUAAUUUUUCAAAAGGAGAUACUCUUUCCCCCAAAACAGAGACUAAUUCAUUCAAAUGUGAGGAUUAUAUACUUGAAAAGAAAUCUCCUACAAGUCCAAACGUUCCUUCACUAUCAGAGCUAACUCUCUCCUCUGAUCCAUACAAUUUCAAUUCUCCCUGUGGCUCCAGGGAACCAGACUCCAUGAAAAAGAGCCCCUGUGCUCCAUCUAAGACAGAUGUUGACCUUUGCCUUGUGAAAUCUUGUGAGUAUCGUCACCCCAAGACUGAAUUGUCACCGUCAUUCAUCAACCCAAACCCUCUGGAAUACUUUAUUAAUGAAGAAAAUGCCUUGGAUGAGGAGAAGCCUCUAGCCAAGUCAGGGGGUGGACCCCCACCUCCAGGAAGUAAGCUUUCUGCCAAGCAAUGUGAGGAUACCCCACCUACAUCCAUCAGUGAAUCUGCCCCAUCACAGACAGAUUCAGAUGUACCACCAGGGACAGAAGAGUGCCCCUCCAUCACAGCAGAUGCAAACAUUGACUCUGAAGAUGACUCAGAAACUUUGCCAAGUGACAGAACUCUGACGUUUAGGCAUGCCGAUCCCCCUCCACUAGCACUCAGGGACUCUGCUCCAUCUUCAGGUAACCAUGAUGUUUGUAUGGUGGACCCAGAAGCACUAAAGGCUGAAGUAAACCUUCAUAAUGCUAAUACAGAUGGAGGAGACAAGUCCAAAAAGAAAAAGCUCUCAAAAAAGCCCUCAUCGCCAGCCAGGAAGACUGGUCUGUCAAAAUUUAAGGACUCAAAGACUGCUUCUCCAAAGAAGGGGGUUGGAGAAGGGAAGGAUGUCAAAAAUGCAACCAAUACAUCUGCAUCCAAAGGUGUAAAAAGCUCCACAUUAGGUACAGGAAGUGGGAAAGUACCGUCCCUGUCGAACUGUCCUCCUAUGUACAUGGAUUUGGUUUACAUCCCCAAUCACUGCAGUGCCAAAAACGUGGAUGCUGAGUUCUUUAAGCGUGUCCGGUCCUCUUACUAUGUGGUCAGUGGCAACAAUCAGACAGCUCAGGAACCCAGUAGGGCUGUCCUGGAUGCUUUACUUGAAGGAAAGGCCCAGUGGGGAAACAGCAUGCAGGUUACUCUAAUUCCAACCCAUGACACAGAUGUGAUGCGGGAGUGGUACCAGGAGACCCACGACAAGCAGCAGGAGCUGAACAUCAUGGUCCUGGCCAGCAGCAGCACAGUUGUCAUGCAGGAUGAGUCCUUCCCAGCUUGUAAGAUAGAGCUGUAGCUUUGUUCUGCACCACUUGGAAGUGUUUUCUGCAAAAGAAACCCGAAAUGAUGUAGCAAGAAGCCUAAACUGACACAAAAACACUAAAUGAAAUUUAAAUCUGUGAUGAGAGUUAACCAAUGUUACCAAAAGACAAGGGCCCUCAUGUCUCAGCUUGAUCCUGAUAAAAGGAUCAAACAUUGGAGAGAUUAGAAACCAAAUAAAACAGCAGCAUACCCCUAAAUGUCCAACCAUGCCAGUUUUAGUCUAGUUACAGUAAUGAUGUUACUUUUGUUUUUUCCACUAAGUCUCCUGGUCACCGUUUAUUGAUUUUUAUUUUAUUAUUAUUUACCUGAAGCUCUUUGAGGAGCAGCAUGUGCUGUGUUCUGAAACAACAGCUGUUAUUCACACCAAAUGGGAAAAAAACAGCCUUUCUGUAACUGCCUUAAAUGAAUGUAGAAGACCUGGUUGGAUAAACAACUCUAAACACCCAAUAAUUACAAAAUGAUGAGAGCUGUAGUGAGAAAUAAUGGUGAUAAACUGACUGCUUGAGAUUGACAAGGAUUAAUAUGACUGCUGCUAUCAAUAGGAACUUUUUUCCUUCAAUUUUGACAUUAGCUGAGUUUUAUUAUUUAUUUAUGUAUUUCAUCUGGUUUAUGAUGCUGCCGGUAUGUUUGGCAGUGAGCUACAAUUUUAAACUCAAAAUUUAGUUCAUGAUUAUUUAAUUUUUUUAAUCCUUUAGUUGGUUGAGAAAACUCUAUCUAGUGUGUAUAAAAUAAUGUUAUAGACUUGUGUGUCUGUAUGAAAUUUUCGAAGACCACCUUUAAUUUUGGAAUGCUUUAUUUGCAGAUUUUAUGCUAAUUCAAGAAAAGGGAACCUGAUCUUAUUUCUUGAAACUGGUUUUAUGUAAUCAGUGAGCUAAUGCCUUUUCCCAUUGUAAAGCUGGUGAAGCAGGAUAUUUUCAUAAUCCUUAAAAUGUCUUGUUUUUCUAAAUUGUACAAUAAUUAUAAAUAGCUUUGUGACCAAUAGAGUGGUUGGGAGACAUGCAUGAGUUAUUCUACAUUGGAACGUUUUUUACUUUUAAGGACGCUUUUGCUCAGAAUUGUCUUUAGGAAUCACAAAAAAUUAGUACAAGAGAACAAAAGCUUAAUUAAAAAAACAAAAUAGGCACUCAAUCUGCGAGUUUUGCAAUGACAUAUAUACUCUACACAAACUCCAGUGAAAGCCAGUGGCAUUGUAGUCACAGAAAACAUGACUUAGGGCACAACGUGUCAUACACUUUCAGGCUCAUCCAAAAAACAUGGGUGAGAAUGACAAGAAUCCAACUUCUAGAAGAAUCUCGAUCACAAGGGAGGCAGCACACAGAGGUGAGAGUGAAUGGCUUGUGUGUUUUUUGACAAAAGUAUGUAAAACCAACACUAGACACUUUAAAGAACAAACAUGACUCACAGCAAACUACGUACAGUGGCCACAAAUCAGCUUUGACAAGCCAGCAUAUAGAGGAACACUUCAGAAACCAUGUACUGAUUACAAGCUUUGGUAUUUUGGGCUAUCCAAUGAAAUCUCAGUGGGUGUUUCUUUAAUGACGUCAGGUAUUCAUGAUACCACCACAGACUGGUUUUCCUGCAGGGGUACCACAAACCAUCAGAUCACCAAGAAGUUACUGUUAAACUGAACUGACAUUUCUCUUCUCUUUCCUCCGGUUUUCUGCCCUACACUUCCUCUACUUCUCUCUCUCUCUCUCUAUCUGCCUUUUCUCCCUCCAUCUUUCUCUUGGAAGAAGUUUAAAAGUGUUUGUCUCCAGUUGUGUGGUAUAUUUGUCUUGUGAUUCUAGCAUCCUGUCUGCUAUCUUUUCCCCAGACUCAUAUGUAACCUUAGCAAUUAGUUUCCUUAGUGCUCUCAGAUGUUCGUGUGCAAUCUGUCCUCUACUGUACCAGUUAUCGCAAAUCUUAUGUAAGAGUAACCACAAACUAAGGGACAGCCACAAUAAAAUCUGUUGUGAAAGAAUAAA
Messenger RNA from Girardinichthys multiradiatus, 9943 nucleotides. RefSeq names its product microtubule-associated protein 1B (gene map1b). Gene Ontology annotation, cellular component: dendrite; cytosol; microtubule. The transcript is spliced from 7 exons. Bases 1912 to 7953 code for a protein of 2013 amino acids. NCBI's taxonomy places the organism in Eukaryota, Metazoa, Chordata, Actinopteri, Cyprinodontiformes, Goodeidae. The record is from RefSeq and is a predicted model, not a curated record. Gene Ontology annotation, biological process: regulation of microtubule depolymerization; microtubule cytoskeleton organization; dendrite development. Gene Ontology annotation, molecular function: microtubule binding; actin binding.